Messenger RNA from Carassius gibelio (silver crucian carp), 3918 nucleotides. RefSeq names its product ethanolamine kinase 1. Gene Ontology annotation, molecular function: ethanolamine kinase activity. Gene Ontology annotation, biological process: phosphatidylethanolamine biosynthetic process. The record is from RefSeq and is a predicted model, not a curated record. The transcript has 8 exons. Bases 77 to 1159 code for a protein of 360 amino acids. Lineage: Eukaryota; Metazoa; Chordata; Actinopteri; Cypriniformes; Cyprinidae. Gene Ontology annotation, cellular component: cytoplasm.
ACUGUACAUUAUCGCAUUCAUUGAAUCUUCACCGUCAGAGCAGCAACAGCAGCAGCAGCAGCGUACGUUUACAGCAAUGGCCAAUUACAUUCACGUUCCAGAAGGUUCGCCUGUGGUUCCUAAAUUAGAUGUGACUCUAGAUGAGCACGAUUACAGAGCCGGAGCCCUGAAACUCAUCAAGACGCUGAGACCCCACUGGAAACCCUCAGAGGUCAAAAUGAAGUCUUUCACUGACGGCAUCACGAACAAGCUGAUUGGCUGUUAUGUCGGCGGGUCCUUGCAGGACGUGGUCCUGGUUCGGGUCUACGGGAACAAGACGGAACUGUUUGUGGACCGUGAGAACGAAGUGAAGAGCUUCCGUGUCCUGCAGGCGCACCGGUGUGCUCCACGCCUCUACUGCACCUUCAACAACGGCCUGUGCUAUGAGUUCCUGCAGGGGGUGGCCCUGGAGCCCGAGCACAUCCGCAGCCCUGCCAUCUUCAGGCACAUUGCGAGGCAGAUGGCAAAAUACCAUGCCAUACAUGCCCACAACGGCUGGGUGCCCCAGUCAGACCUCUGGCUGAGGAUAAGCAAGUACUUCUCUCUUGUUCCUACACACUUUGACGACCCUGAGAAGGACCAGAGGCUGAACGGUGAGGUGCCCAGCACUGAGUGUCUUCGAGACGAGAUGAUCUGGCUUCAGCAGAACCUUUCUAAACUGGGUUCCCCAGUGGUUCUGUGUCACAACGAUCUGCUCUGUAAGAACAUCAUCUACAACCAACUGGAAGGAAAUGUCAAAUUCAUUGACUACGAAUAUGCUGGGUACAAUUACCAAGCCUUUGACAUUGGGAAUCACUUCAAUGAAUUUGCAGGUCUGAAUGAGGUGGACUACACGCUGUAUCCUGGGCGAGAGCUCCAGUUGCAGUGGCUCCGGGCCUAUCUGGAGGCCUACAAGGAGUACAAAUCACAGGGCACACAGGUCUCCGGAACUGAAGUGGAGGUGCUGUACGUGCAAGUCAACCGCUUCGCCUUGGCAUCUCAUUUCUUUUGGGGACUCUGGGCAUUGAUCCAAGCUCAGUACUCCACCAUUGACUUUGACUUUUUGGGAUAUGCAGUUCUCCGUUUCAGCCAGUACUUCAAGAUGAAACCAGAGGUGAUGUCACUGCACCUUCCAGAAUAAUCUCUCAGACCUGGGCCUGAGCUUCUCCAGAGAAGGGCUCCCCCUGGUGGACACAAGAACUAGCUGGAGACCUCUUCAGUUUGUAGAAUGAACACUGCACUUACUUGUCUGAACACAUCAUUUUAGAUAAGCCCCACAUCAUCUCUGAACUCAAAGCUGGUUUAGCGUUAUAGAGAACCAAGCACCUAAGCCCUCCUCCUCGCUUUUAUGUGGCGGUCGAGAGAGAGACCCACCCCAGUGCCCUAGUCCGUUUUCAGUGAAGUGAAAUUGCCAAUUGAGGAAGCAAACCGCUCCUAUAGAUUGCUUACUCUAGAGCCUCAACUUGCCAAUGUAUGUUAAGAGAAGCCCUGGAGAAUCUCAAAUUAAGAAAAGCUCCCCAGAUACCCAUCCUCCAAGGACAGGGAACCUCUGACAACAAUUAUUAUCUGGAGACCGAGGAGGAGGGCAGCUGGGUCUGUUUUCAGCGACUAACUAUCACCCUAAAGGUCAUUCCAGCUUGUUUACACAACUUUUAAUGGGAGAAAUCAGUGUACUGUAAGAUAAUGUAGGCUUUACUGUAUGGGUAGUCACUGAUUCUGUCUAAACGGUGAACUUUGGGCCUGUCUGUUCCUACGAGGGUUGUUCCUGGCACAGCUGCAUUAAGAUGUGUAAUUCAGGGACCAAUAGAAGCUUCGUUGUUCGUCUCUGGCAGACGGUUCCUCCCUCGUCCUGUCACUGUGAACCACUGUAUAGAGCCUUCAUAAAGUUUCUCAUUGUUUUCCCAGCGUGGUGCUUGGAGAAAGUAGACGCACCGUAGCCGUGGCUACACCGAGCCGGUAGCUAAUCUGAAGCCCACACCAAAGUGCUGAUAUUUCUCGCUUGUACAUUAUGCACAGUGUAUUUUUUUCACGGUAGAAAUAACAUGUGGUAAUAUUUACAUUUUGAACGGUGGUUUUUGUACUUAUUUAAAUGGCGCUGUUAAAGAGGUCGCUCUUGAGACGUGUGCUUUUUCUGGGAGGUUUCGGUGAACUUUUUGUAAUGGAUGUAUUUCCUGGGAGCUUUAACGAAGGUAUCGCCUGCUGGACGCACUAAAGCUUUUGUAUUCGUAACCCCUGUCCACAUAGCUAAAUCAUAGGCCUUUUUGCACAAACUCUGAUUGCUUUAAGAACAAAUCAGUCCCCAGUUCACCUUGCUCUUUGAGCUUAAGCCUAAUUUUAAGUGCACAUAGUGGGAGAUUUUAGGCACUGCUUUAUUUUGCAGGGUCCCUGUUAAUAAAUUAACUGCUAUAGUAAAAACUAUUUUUGUGUAACCAAGUUACACAGCAAUGGUGUAGUAGUUUAUUAAUCCCAUAUCUUCCUUAGAAGAACCAAGGUCAGAAAUGAAUCUGAACUGAGACAAAAAUGGCCUAGAGAUGUUAAAUGUAAGGGCAAAUAAUGUCCUUGUGUAAAUUAAAUAAAUAUAUUUUUUUAUAUCUGUUAUACCACUGUUCAGAAGUUUGGAGUCAAUUCGAUUUUAUUUUAUGUAUGGAUCUAUGUAUUUAUUUAUUUAUUUUUGAAAGAAAUUAAUACUUUUAUUCAGUUCAUUUCUUUUUAUUCAUCAAAGAAUCCUGAAAACGUGUCGGAAAAAUGUCCCAAAAAAUAUUUAGCAUCACAACUGGGUUUAACAUUAAUGGAGAAAUGCCAUAAAAGGAAUGAAUAAAAUUUUAAAAUAUUUCAAAACUGAAAACAGUCCUUUUUGUAUUGUAUAAACUGUGACCAUAUUUUUGAACAAAUGAAUGCAGCCUUGGUGAGAUUAAAAGACUUCUUUUAAAAAUGUUCGAAAAUCUUCCUGACCCCAAACUUUUGAACAUUUCUCGCUUAUUUUUAUUUAAAGCUGAUCUAAUUUAGUUUUUUGACACCAUAGUUCCCAGUUAAAUCGACUGAUUCAUUAAAAAUCUUCGACAUCAAAUCUCUUAGAGAACAAGAGAAAGUAUGCCACUGAAAUCAAUUCCCCUUAGUUUCUAAAGCUGCGCAGUACAGAUGAACAAUGUAUUAUAAAAUGUGACCAAGAUUUAUUUAUUUUUUCUUUCUCCUAAGAAGUUUUCUGGUGCAAACCUCAGCUCUGAGACUUGCCUUCGCACCGCCUGGCUUCCCUCAUUUACCUCAGUUUCCUGUGUCAGUUUGCCUAUGCUACAAACAACCAUCUACAAUUCUGUAAAUACUAGAAACUGUGAAUUUCUGGUUGUUUUAUUGUAUUUUGACAUAUGCUUCUUUUUCAAUGCCAGUUCUUUUGUAGCUGUCAGGCUUGCACCUUGAUCACGAUUUUGAACUGUCAAAGACCACACAGAAUGCUACAUUUUACUUUUUCCUUUCUUCUUUUUUUUUUUUUUAGCCAGAAAUGUUCAUCAAACUAGAGUAGUGGAAAAUUUCUCUCUUUUAACAGUCUGUGAAGAUUAACUGAUUUCUUUGCACUUUUUAGCAUAUAUAUAAACCUCAAAGUGAAUGGUGGUUCCAACUUUCAGCCAGUAAAGUGCUUCUGGUGAACAGAAGAUGUACAGGACAGCCUCAUGCAAGCAUCUACUGGCGGUUUUUAGUGCAGGGGUAUAUGUACAACUGUAAACAAACUAAAAGAAAAUCUUUGCUUAUUAUUAAACAAUGUCUGUUGUUAAUAUCUAAACAGAGAUAUUCUUUUUCUAAGAACUGUUAAUAGGGUUAAAUAAUAGCCUGGGGAUGAAAUCCUGAAGUGUUGCAUUGUAGAUUAUGUAUCAAAUCCUUUGAAUAGAAAUAAAAUGUAACCAAUUA